AUGGUGGCAGUUGGCCUGACCAUCGCGGCAGGCGGAUUUGACGGUCGCUAUGCACUGAAAGCUAUGAAACAAAUGGAACCACAAGUAAAACAAGCACUUCAGAAUCUGCCAAAACCUGCCUUCAGUGGUUAUUACAGAGGCGGAUUUGAACCCAAAAUGACUAAACGAGAAGCAGCUUUAAUACUAGGAGUGAGCCCUACAGCCAACAGAAGUAAAAUUAGAGAAGCUCAUAGACGGAUCAUGCUUCUGAAUCAUCCAGAUAAAGGUGGCUCUCCAUAUGUAGCAGCCAAAAUCAAUGAAGCUAAAGAUUUACUGGAAGAUCAAGCUAAAAAAUGAAUGAGAGAGAAAACCAGAGGGUUUGUCCAUGCAAAUGAUUAUUUUUGACAAAUGGCUUAAGAGGAAUUCUAAUGUCAGUCUGACUUAAUAUAAACAAAGCUGGAAAUACAAAUCCAGGGAGGUACUUCCCUCCCCACUCACUUCUUAGUCACUUUUUGGGGAAACGUGAGGGAGCGAGGCUUCAAGUUUUUUUCAUAGCUGUUUUUUAUUAAGCAGCAAAAUCUGCCACUCGGAAAUAUUUUCAGUGUAAAAGAGUAAUAACUUGGUUUGGCCAAUGCAUGUUAC
Molecule: messenger RNA, 621 nt
Organism: Cariama cristata (Red-legged seriema)
Lineage: Eukaryota; Metazoa; Chordata; Aves; Cariamiformes; Cariamidae
Gene: DNAJC19
Product: DnaJ (Hsp40) homolog, subfamily C, member 19
Exons: 5
Coding region: 1-336 (111 amino acids)
Biological process (GO): protein import into mitochondrial matrix
Cellular component (GO): PAM complex, Tim23 associated import motor
Molecular function (GO): ATPase activator activity
Source: RefSeq, a predicted model, not a curated record